Fonsecaea erecta is the source of this 1725-nucleotide messenger RNA. RefSeq lists its product as hypothetical. Gene Ontology annotation, cellular component: plasma membrane. The coding region runs from base 1 to 1725 and encodes 574 amino acids. The record is from RefSeq and is a predicted model, not a curated record. The transcript has a single exon. Gene Ontology annotation, molecular function: nucleobase transmembrane transporter activity. Gene Ontology annotation, biological process: transmembrane transport; nucleobase transport. NCBI's taxonomy places the organism in Eukaryota, Fungi, Ascomycota, Eurotiomycetes, Chaetothyriales, Herpotrichiellaceae.
AUGAAUUGGCAGCACUUCUGGCAAGACUAUGUAGUCCUCAAGCCGAAGCCCGGGUCCUUUGGGGCCGACGACGCCGAUGCCAUCGUCUACACCAAUGAAGACAUGGACCCCAUCAGGCGCAAGGACCGUACGUACCAGUGGUACCAGAUGGGUCUGUUCUGGAUCGCCGAGGGGUUCAACGCCGCCCAGCUGCAGGUCUCCAGCUCGGCCUUUUCGCUGGGCCUCAACCCGGGCCUGUGCGUCGUGGCCUGCCUCUUGGGCAACAUCAUCGUGUCGAUCCCGUGCGCCGCCUCGGGCUACCUGGGCAGCAAGCUGGGCACCAACUUCCCCGGCACCGUGCGCGCCUCGUUCGGCCUCUGGGGCUCCAAGUGGGCCAUGGUCGUCCGCGCCGUCCCCUGUCUGAUCUACUACGGCAUCCAGACCAGUCUCGCCGGCCAGGCCGUCCAGGCGUGCAUCACGGCCAUCUGGCCCUCGUUCCGCCACUGGCACGUCGACGCUUUUCCGCCGUCCGCCAACAUCACUGCCCAGCAGCUGCUCUGCUUCGUCAUCUUCUGGCUCAUCUCGCUGCCCUUCCUGUACCUGCCCAUCCGGACUCUGCGGUUCCUGUUCGUGGUGAAGAGCAUCAUGGUGCCGCUCUACUGGACUGCGCUGUUCACCUGGUCCGUCACGGCUGCCGGGGGGUGGCCCAAGGUCUGGACGAAGCCGAGUCUCCCGACCGAUGGCAUGUCGGUCGGCUAUCUCUUCGGUAUCUGCGUGAACGCCGCUAUCUCGGGCAACGCUACGUUCGCCGUCAAUAUCAUGGACAUUUCGCGCCACUCCAAGAGCGAUAAAGCCGCCUGGCUGACGCAGCUCGUCGCACUGCCGGUCUUUGUCACACUGACCGAGCUGCUCGGCUGCACCAUGGCUGUGGCGGCAUCGGUCGUCUACGGCGAGGUGCAGUGGAACCCGCUGGUGACCAUCAACAAUUUCGAAGCGCGCGGAGGCAAGUUCUUCGCCGGCAUCCUGUUUGUCUUCUUCAACAUCAUGACCAACGUGACGGGCAACUCGAUCCCGUUCGCGAACGACCUGACGGGUCUGUUCCCGAAAUACAUCAACAUCCGCCGGGGUCAGUUUAUUUGCGCCGUGGUCGGCUUCGCCAUCUGUCCGUGGCAGAUCCAGGCCAAAGCUACGACGUUCCUGGCGUUCAUGGGCGCGUACACGCUGUUCCUGGGCGCCACCACCGGCGUCAUGAUGACCGAUUACUUCUGGGUGCGGCGCGGACACGGGAUUAACAUCUCGCACCUCUUCAAGCCGCACGGCAUUUACUGGUACGACUACGGAGUCAACUGGCGUGCCCUGGUGGCUUGGUUCGUGGCCCUGGCGCCCUUACUGCCGGGUAUGCUCCAGACUAUGGGGGUGACCAUCACCAACCGGGGGAUCCUGAACCUGUAUUCCUGGAACUAUGUCCUCGUGGUCACCUUCUCGGGAUUGUUGUAUCUGGGAUUGACCACCCUCUCGCCGGUUCCCGUCGAGACCGACGACGAGGAUUUAGGGAAGCUGUAUUUGGUCGAUGGCCUCGACCCAGAGAUCACUACGGGGAUGUUGCCCGGAGGAGGUGGUGGCGGGGACGACGAGGUGGAAAGUGAGAAGAACAACGAUGGCAAGAAAACCGAAAGCGAAAAGAGAGGCUUUGUUGCGAGUCAGAGUCAGGUCAAUGCCCAGUUUGUGGGCGACAACUUGGCCUAG